Myxocyprinus asiaticus (Chinese sucker) is the source of this 618-nucleotide messenger RNA. RefSeq names its product salivary glue protein Sgs-3-like. The transcript is spliced from 9 exons. Lineage: Eukaryota; Metazoa; Chordata; Actinopteri; Cypriniformes; Catostomidae. The record is from RefSeq and is a predicted model, not a curated record. The annotation marks the transcript as partial.
ACUGUGCCAACAACAACAGCACCAUCAUCUACAGUGCCAACAACACAGCACAAACCUGCAUCAAUAUCUACUCUGCCAACAACAACAGCAGAACAAACAUCUACUUUGCCAACAACAACAGCUGCACCAACAUCUACUCUGACAUCAACAACAGCAGCACAAACAUCAACUGAAACAACAGUACCAACAUCAACUGUGCCAACAACAACAGCACCAACAUCUACUGUGUCAACAACAACAGCUGCACCAACCUCUACUCUGACAUCUACAACAACAACAUCAACACCACCAACAACUUCUGAGUCCACAACAACAACAGCACAAACAUCUUCUUUGCCAACAACAACAACAUCUAAUGUGCCAACAACAACAGCAACAACCUCUACUGUGCCAACAACAACAGCAGGACCAACAUCUACUGUGUCAACAACAACAGCACCAACAUCUACUGUGUCAACAACAACAGCUGCACCAACCUCUACUCUGACAUCUACAACAACAGCAACAACCUCUACUGUGCCAACAACAACAGCAGGACCAACAUCUACUGUGCCAACAACAACAACAACAACAUCUAAUGUGCCAACAACAACAGCAACAACCUCUACUGUGCCAACA